AGGGAAUAUUAUGAGUCAUGGCAGCUGACGCAGGCGUUGUUGGCACUCUCAGUACACAAGGCUGCGGUGGGUGAGUGUGCUGCAGUGUUCCUCUUACUUGUGCUCCAGCUGUGCACCUCCAUCAACUGCUGUACCUGAGGAGGAUAUAGACAUGGUGGACAACUGUGUUCUGCCAGCAUUGUGAAUGAACCAACUCAAACAUACUGAUAUAGUGACAGUGUAUCAGGGCUCCACCAAGAUGACUUCACCAGCAUGUUUCCGGCUCCAGUCUUGCAUGGGUUGUAUUCCAUUACAAAGGGGAACCAUCAUCAUUGGGUUUUUGGCCCUGUUUGGGUCAUUGAUUGAAAUAUUCAAGUGUAUUCUUCUGAUGGUGGACGUUGAGCUGUCUAUGAAGCAGUGUCAGCUGAGAGCGAGCAUGGAACGGAACAAACACUCCUCAGAUGAUGGCGAUGAUGAUGAUCACCUAAUGCUUCGAUCAGAUGAUGAUGAUGAUGAUGACCAUGACCAUGUUUCUAAAAACUGUUCAAGUGGACCUGAAAUACACAUAUUCAGAUUUGCCAUGUCCUUGAGGAUGGUUAUGUCUUUUGUCUACUUCAUUCUGACUGCUCUGAUGAUUCUUGGAGCCAAAAAGGGUAAUCCCAGGUUGAUGGCACCUUGGCUGUGGUGGCAAUUGGCACAGAUUACAUUUUUCAUCAUAGCUGUAUUUGGUCAUUUUGCCAAUUUUGAUAAUAUCUUCUAUGUCAUCUCUAUUGUCAUUCUAGUUAUAUACUUCUUCCUCGUUGUUAACUCCUACUACUUACAGCUUCUAGAGUCAACAAUUCAUACUGCAGACUUGAGGGUAGUAGCAGUGGCUCACCCCAGGAUGGGUAUGACACUGACCAUCCCUUCACCAAGGAAAGAUGACCUCCCACCACCAUACCCAGGAUUUGCCCCAGACUAUAACACAGGUUUCAACCCUAAUUAUGUAACAGGAGUAAUAGAUGGUGCACAAUAUAUACCAGGACAAAAUAUUUACCCCUCACAACCUCCUCCGUACUCAAGCAACAAUCCAUAUCAGUCAGGACAGGUCGGUCAACCCAUCCCACAGAACCAAGAACUUCAUGCCAAUGUUUCUGUAGUGAACAAUCCCCCACCUAACAGUGGUGGAGAAGCUGCCCCACUGGUAGAGAAAAAUCCUUUGCCACAGAAUUAAGGUACAUUCAGAUUCUCAGAAAAUAAUUCUUUUUGAACUUUAGUACACAUGUUAGCUGUUCACCUUUAUAAAAAUUCCACUUGCAUUGCUACUUCUUGAACCAGUAUAAUUUAACUGGAUGAAAGGAUUUGGAAACUAGGUGACCACGACAUGUUUUGAAUAUAAUUGUUCAGGAAAAUUAUUACCAGCUAAUCCUAACAUUAUACAGGUGUAUGCAUUCUCUGUCUUAAACACCCAUAUUACAGAACACAGUGGGGCAGGUUUCACUUGAAUAAGGAUGAAGUUUGAUGGAUACACAUUUGAGAACACCUAUUUUUCAACGGUAAUCUGUCCGGAUGUUUUAUAUUUUACAAAAAUCUAAUGCAUACAUAAUCUUAAUCUAUUAAACAUUUGUAUCUGAUGCAAAUUCAUUUUGUAUUUGCAAGAGAUUCAAAAUGCAUCAGAAAUAUGCUUUUAGAUAUCAAUAUAAAGUUUUAGUUGAGAAUUUAUUAUUAGAAGAGUUGUGAAGGUAAAGAUUCUAGUAAAAAGUUCCUAUUUUGUCCCCUAUUUCUGAAAAAGAGAGAAGCCUACAAUAGCUCUAUAAACACAUUGACUUGAAAUAGGAAGAGAAAAAAGGAAAAAAUACCACCAUGAUAGUUGAUAUCACUUAAGUCAUCAUUCCAAUUCAACUUGAUGUUUUAAUAAUCAUGAAUAUCUUAUUAAUAUUACUUAAGGUAUAUGCAGUAUGUCUUCAGCUAUAUGUAAUCAUAUAUUUGCUUGUUACCAUCCUGUCAUUCUUGUUGCCCUGUUACCAUUUGUAGCCACUCAUGAUGCUUUUGUUAUUCAUUGUCAUAGGUCUGAGAAAGUGAAGGACAUUGCAGUACUUAAUGAUAUGUUAUUAUAAAGGCGCGUGUAUGUACAGUAUAUAUGAACAUUACCGUCAUGGAGAGUAAAUUUUAAAUCUGA
Homarus americanus (American lobster) is the source of this 2137-nucleotide messenger RNA. RefSeq lists its product as uncharacterized. Bases 185 to 1192 code for a protein of 335 amino acids. NCBI's taxonomy places the organism in Eukaryota, Metazoa, Arthropoda, Malacostraca, Decapoda, Nephropidae. The record is from RefSeq and is a predicted model, not a curated record. The transcript has 7 exons.